AUGUCUUUAACUACUACUAUCGAAGCCCAAAGCGGCACCCUCACCAUCUCCCCCAGUUCCAAACCCACCCACGGCCAUGAACUCAAAGACAAAACCCCCCUACAAGCAAUGUCCCACGGCGACGUCGUCCUCAGCGGCAUCCCCACCCACCCAAACUUCGCCUCCCAGCGCCAAUGGCAGCUCGAGCACAUGGCCGCCGCCUUUCGCCACUGGCACCGCGAAGGCUACGUCGAAGGCAUCAGCGGCCAUAUUUCCGUGCGCGACCCCGAAUUCACCGAUGCGUUCUGGACGAACCCCUUGGGCCGACACUUUGGCCUUUUAAAAGUCAGCGAUAUGAUCCUCGUUAAUCUGAAGGGGGAGGUCAUUGGGGGAAAUCGCUCGCGGCCGCCUAACUCAGCGGGGUUUCUGAUCCAUGCUUCUAUUCAUAAAGCGAGGAGCGAUGUUCACGCUAUUUGUCAUUGUCAUAGUAUUCAUGGCAAAGCUUGGUCUGUGUUCGGCAAGCGUCUUGAGAUGUUGACGCAAGACGUGUGUAAAUUCCGAGGCGACGCCCAUAGCGUUUAUGACAGUUACGGCGGUGUUGUUCUGGGCAGUGAAGAGGGAGACCGCAUUGCAGCGGCAAUGGGUCCCAAAGGAAAAGGCUGCAUCUUGCGAAACCACGGUAUUCUGACUGUUGGACAGACUGUGGAUGAGGCAGCGUGGCUGUAUACGUCGAUGGAGAGGAGCUGUCGUGUGCAGCUUCUCGCUGAGGCUGCGGCGGCGAAUGGGCUGCCUAAGGUGCUGAUUGACGAUGAGGAGGCCAAUUUCAAUUUUGAUGUUGAGAGUGAUCCUGAGAUUUGUUACUGUGAGUUUCAGGCUUACUAUGAUUUGGAGGAUGAGCUGUCCAAUGGGGCAUUCAAGAAGUAG
Fusarium fujikuroi IMI 58289 is the source of this 903-nucleotide messenger RNA. RefSeq names its product related to novobiocin biosynthesis protein novR. NCBI's taxonomy places the organism in Eukaryota, Fungi, Ascomycota, Sordariomycetes, Hypocreales, Nectriaceae. Gene Ontology annotation, cellular component: cytoskeleton. The transcript has a single exon. Gene Ontology annotation, molecular function: actin filament binding. The coding region runs from base 1 to 903 and encodes 300 amino acids. The record is from RefSeq and is a predicted model, not a curated record.